AUGGGCACAGUGUCUCGUGCACUAGUGUCCCACAAAAUGCUGUCUCUGCUGGUUUUGCUUACUGUUUUCAAUAUUGGCCAAACUUACAAAAUUCUCGUGAUUACGGACCCUAUGGGCUUUUCGCAUAUGCAAUUUAUGAGCCGUAUUGCCGACAUCCUGCAAGAAGAAGGACACGACGUGACGAUUCUUGAACCCGACUGGACAGCCAAAAAUGCACCCUCCUUAUCUAAAUCAACCAAGCAGGUUCUAUUCAAGCUUCCAGAAGAUAUCAGGGAAGGUUUAGACUUGAAAAAUCUUGAAGUUUGGCAAGGAGGCAGUCGAUCAUUACUGCACCAGAUCAGAAUAUUCAGUUAUACAAUGUCACAGCAAGUUCAAUUGUGCGAUAUGCUGCUUGGGGAAAACAAGAUCAUCGAGGAGUUGAAGAGCCAAAACUUUGACGUUGGUAUCACUACAAUUUUAGCCCCUUGUGGGUCGGGAUUGUUUGAGAAAAUUGGAAUAGAAAAUGUAAUAGGAACAUCGGCAGUUGGACUUGUUGAUGAAGUCGCCGAAUUCUAUGAUGCACCAAGAUUGCCGAGCUUUAAAAUUGGAAUAGAAAAUGUAAUAGGAACAUCGGCAGUUGGACUUGUUGAUGAGGUCGCCGAAUUCUAUGAUGCACCAAGAUUGCCGAGCUUUGUACCUUAGGAUUUUUUUGCUAAAACAAAUUAUUUGCUGUCAAAUUCGGACGAAUUUCUGGAGGUCGCUCGUCCCCUUACAGCAAAAAUAGUUCAUAUUGGCGGGAUUACAGUAUCCGAGAAGCAGCCAUUACCUAACGAAUUCCAAAGGCUUAUGGAACGAAAGGACAGAAGCGGCGUUGUAUACAUUUCUUUUGGAUCUGUGGUACCUACAAAAGAGAUGCCAAACUAUUUUCGAGAGGCCAUCAUUGAAGUGAUAACGACCUUUCCACAACUUACAUUCAUAUGGAAAUUGGACAAGGGAGAUACAUUUCCGGAAUUGGCAAAUCUGCACACAUUUUCGUGGGUGCCACAAAAAGCUCUCCUA
Molecule: messenger RNA, 1038 nt
Organism: Strongylus vulgaris
Lineage: Eukaryota; Metazoa; Nematoda; Chromadorea; Rhabditida; Strongylidae
Source: the annotation of a GenBank genome assembly